Oncorhynchus kisutch (coho salmon) is the source of this 1472-nucleotide messenger RNA. RefSeq names its product INO80 complex subunit C (gene ino80c). Lineage: Eukaryota; Metazoa; Chordata; Actinopteri; Salmoniformes; Salmonidae. Gene Ontology annotation, cellular component: Ino80 complex. The record is from RefSeq and is a predicted model, not a curated record. Bases 167 to 814 code for a protein of 215 amino acids. Gene Ontology annotation, biological process: chromatin remodeling. The transcript has 5 exons.
ACACUAGUAGGUUGUAGUCUGCCAUAAAACCUUAAAGAAGAAGGCCGUUAGAACUAGUUUUGACCCGGAAGUGAUUACGAUUACGCGAAAUAUUUUCAAUGACAAUAGAACAUGUGUUUAUGAACAUUUUAACCGUUUUUUUUUUGCGUAAAUCAUUUACAGAGAAAUGGCUUCUCCGAACCAUAGCCCGGGUGUAGAAGGGGCGGUCAGGGUAACGGCUUCGCCAGCUGGUAAAACACAGACGUUGGUGUUGGCUUCUAGCCUGGCCGGGCUCCGCGGUAAGAAGAGACCUGCUAACACCGCCAUCUCUCCUGCUGUACUGGCCAGUGGGAACAACAGCAAGAAGAAGAAAUUUCAGCCCAUCGCAAACCCGACACAAGCACAGGUGACUGCAGUGGAGGCGGUGUCUGAGGGGAAGGCAGUGGGCGUGUCUGACGCUGUAGGUCCAGCCACAACGGAACCAGCAGCCAAACCCCUGCCCUUCAAAGACCCAAUAUUUGUGCAUUCAGGGAUAGGGGGAGCUGCAGCAGGAAAAAAGAACCGGACCUGGAAAAACCUGAAACAGAUUCUGGCAGUGGAACGGACUCUACCCUGGAAGAUCAAUGACCCCAAUUACUACAGCAUCGAUGCCCCUCCCUCCCUGAAGCCAGCCAAGAAAUACUCAGACAUCUCUGGACUCCCCGCGAACUACACUGACCCCCAGACCAAGCUGAGGUUCACGUCAUCUGAGGAGUUCUCCUUCCUGCGCCUGCUCCCCACUGACGCUGUCACCGGUUACCUGGCGCUCCGCAAGGCCACCUGCAUUGUACCCUGACCUCAAGGCCUGCUGGGAGAUGGGAGUUCAGCGUGUGUCUGUCAUGGCCUGGGAGGGACAUUGACCAUUAUGGGGAACAAUGUCUAGGAGGUGUCUGAGACUCUCAGGGAGAGGGACCAACAGGGACUGUUACAGAGAGAGGGAUCCAAUGGAUAACUUUGGCCCCCUUUCGACAACAAGGGAAGCGCCUCUAGUGUCGAGAGACUAUCACUCCCAAUCUGGCUGAUGUCAUGAUGGGGAUGUCUACACAGACAUUUUGAGCUAGCUACUGUCUACAUAGAUAUUUUGAGCUAGCUACUGUCUACAGACCUUUUGAGUUGGCUACUGUCUACACAGACCUUUUGAGUUAGCUACUGUCUACACAUCUGAGUUGGCUGUCUACAGGAAAAACAAUAGAGUGAAUAACUUGACCUUCCUAUGUUGAUUGCUCCUUGAUCUGUCUGAAAUCAUGUGUUUGUUAUGUUGCUGUAUGAUGAUAGUGUUGCUACUUGUUUUAUCUGCCCUCUGUAAGAUAACACUCAACAUAUUGUUACCUGUUUUUUAAUGUAUUUAUAAAACAAAAUACUUAUCAUCCUUACUGAACGAACUAGUUGUGCCACAUUCUGUAAUCACCUGCUGUAAUGAGAUUUGACAGCUUUAAAAGAUGACUUUCUCUUUC